Molecule: messenger RNA, 1245 nt
Organism: Dissoconium aciculare CBS 342.82
Lineage: Eukaryota; Fungi; Ascomycota; Dothideomycetes; Mycosphaerellales; Dissoconiaceae
Exons: 1
Coding region: 1-1245 (414 amino acids)
Source: RefSeq, a predicted model, not a curated record
AUGACGCUGGGUCCAGCUCACAUUCAUCUACCAUUAACACUCGACCUUGACCAUAGCAAUAACACACAACACAGGCGGGAACUACCAGAGAGGUCUGCCGAUAAUAUGGUUCUCCAAGAGAUCGAGAAGUCAUCCGAAACUAGUUUCAUCGACCCAGCGCCCAACUCCGAUACAGACACUUACGCCAAUGGUUCAAACACCAGUGUACUGCCACAACAUAGCAUCAACUUCAAUCCGCCUGGCACACCUGCAGCCGUUGUAGAUCUAAGUCCGUACGUCGGGUUUGUGCUCUCAGAGCGACAAUUACGAGUGUCCGUGGAAAAAGUUUCGCAGGCGACUGUAGGCUUGCUCAAGAGGCCAGCGAGACAAGAUGAGGCGGAAGCGGUAGUCCACUACACGGCGACAGUGACAAGGAACGGGACAAUUUGCAACGACCUAGGCCUGGCGGUUGCGUGCACAGUCUUCUCGAUGACAAGGCACACAUAUCUUUUUCCCGGAUGGCAACCGGGAAAGACUUUCAAUGCAGAUGCUUUUGGACCUUUGCGUGGUCGCACUGCGAGGUUCAUGUGGCAAGGAACACGCUUAUUCGCAUGGACUACCGCAGCAUUGUUGGUCAGUACUGCGGCAUCUGCGACCUGGGGCGUCACAGUGCUGGCCCCUACCUACUUUCGUGACCCCCGGAUACGAGAUAUUCUUGCAGCCAUGCGUCGAAAUGCAAAGGAACAGUCCAUCAGGAAAGAGAUUGAUCAAGCUCCGGGCCAACGAGCCGGUGAGACAUUCGAGAUGGCCAGGCAACGAAGUGCAUUCCAAACUGCCACAAGGGACCGCAACAACCGUGCAGGCAGCGAAGACGAGAUGUCACCUACGAAUGGCGCUUGGGCGCGAGAGGCCGCGAACGCCAAUUCGAAUAAUGGUAUUACGAGCGGCACAACUCACGAAACAAGCGAGUUAGUGCCUCAGCGCAGCAGCGACUCCCAAGCAAAUUCUGGAAGCACGUCAACAAGACCACCAUCCCAAGGCAGUGCGUGGGAUAAAUUGAGACAGCAAGCACUGUCGCAGCCAGACCACCACAGAGAUGAUCGCGAUGCAUCUUCGGCUGCCUCGGGACUCGACCAGGUAUUUCCAGCUGAGGACGAUCUAAGGUCGUCCCGAGCUAGGGCUCAAAGAGAGUUUGAUGAGCAGGUGGAACGCGAACGUAAAGGGGGUGACUUUGGCGACAAACCCUCGAGCCGACGAGGCUUGUAG